AUGGUUGGAUGGACAGCAAGGCACUGGAGAUUCUUGGUUUUAGUGACCAUCAUAACUAUCGGUUAUUUUCUCUUCAAUGAGAAUGGAAUUCCACAAGUACUUCUUAGGAAAAGAACAAUUCAGUUGGAAGACGGAUCUACCCGAUCUCUAUCAGAAUCAUCAAAGCUUCUUCUAAAGUCUAGAGGCGUCAACUUUUUUGACAUAACGGGAAUAUUUGAUAACAAGGAACAGAUACCAAAGAAACAUUCUGUUUAUCCUGCAACUAUUGUGAAUAAGGGUCUAAUAACUGAGUUAGUUUCACUUAUAGAUAUGCAGUCUGUUCACGCUGAUAUCGCUACAUUAUCAUCAUUCUACUCGCGGUAUUAUAACUCAAAGCAUGGGCUCCGCAGUUCCGACUGGUUGUUCGAUAGAAUAGCAUCCAAGAUUCGAACAUCAGAUUUCUCAGACAGGGUCGUUUGUCUGAAAUUUUCACAUUCUUGGAAGCAAUACUCGGUGAUAGUUACCUUUAAGGGGCCAAAUUAUGGGAAACCGGAUGAUAAAAUUACGAUUUUUGGAUCCCAUAUUGAUUCUACGAAUUUGUUAUUCCCUCGUUAUAUUCUGUCACCUGGGGCUGAUGAUAGUGCAUCUGCUGUUGCUACUGUGCUUGAAGUGAUAUCAAGAAUUCUUUCCUCCUCACUAGAUCUAAAAAAUACUAUUGAAUUCCACUUCUACAGCGCAGAAGAAGGGGGCUUGCUUGGAUCACAAGAUAUCUUUCAAGAUUACUAUCAGCGAAAUGUACCAGUUAUGGCAAUGAUAAAUUUUGAUCAAAUUGGGUAUUCUCAAUCAACCCCUUUGCACAUCGGAGUAGUUGAAGAUUAUACAAGUAAAUCUCUAAAUGAUUAUAUAAAAUAUAUGAUCACCGAAGUAUGCAGCAUCAAUUUUGUGGAAACUAAAUGUGGAUAUGCUUGUUCUGAUAGUGGAAGUGCUGAUAAAUUUGGAUUCCCUAGUGCUUUGGUCAUUGAAGAUGAGUACACUAAAAUCAACAGAUUUGUUCACUCGCCCUUGGAUACCAUUGAUAGACUAAACUUUGAUUUGAUAUUAGAGUUCGUAAAAUUGGGAAUUGGAUGUGUUGUUGAAUUAGGAUCUUUUUAA
This is a messenger RNA of Saccharomycopsis crataegensis, 1131 nucleotides long. Its product is annotated as putative aminopeptidase. Gene Ontology annotation, molecular function: metalloexopeptidase activity. The record is from RefSeq and is a predicted model, not a curated record. Gene Ontology annotation, biological process: proteolysis. Lineage: Eukaryota; Fungi; Ascomycota; Saccharomycetes; Ascoideales; Saccharomycopsidaceae. The transcript has a single exon. The coding region runs from base 1 to 1131 and encodes 376 amino acids.